Magnolia sinica is the source of this 4079-nucleotide messenger RNA. RefSeq lists its product as uncharacterized. The coding region runs from base 587 to 3583 and encodes 998 amino acids. Gene Ontology annotation, biological process: regulation of defense response to fungus. The record is from RefSeq and is a predicted model, not a curated record. NCBI's taxonomy places the organism in Eukaryota, Viridiplantae, Streptophyta, Magnoliopsida, Magnoliales, Magnoliaceae. The transcript is spliced from 5 exons.
AGACAGACAUCGUUACACGACGGAUGGAGAGCGACCUCUUUCCGUCCCAUCUACGCGUUUGGCGAUUUUCUACAUAUCCUUGAAUCGCCGAUUUAUGCAGGAAGACGGAAACCCAGUUCUUUUUGGACGAUUCGAUGCCAUUACCUCUUUCAGCUCUCUUUUCUCUGCGUCUCUUUGGAAAUCGAUCCCACUCAUUCCUCUCUCUCCCUCUCCCUCUCUACUCCUCUCUCUCUCUCAUCGGGAAAAUCGCAUCUUAAAAGCUUCUGUGUCUUUCAUUCAUCUCUCUCUCUCUCUCUCUGCAGAUUGCAACGGUUUUCUGAUUUUCCUGAGUUUCGAUUUCUCUUCUGUUUUAGAAUGCUUUAAAAUGCUGGAAUAUCAUCUUUCAAAUUGCAGCAUUCGAUGAAGUAAACAGGGACUCUCUCUCUCUCUCCCCCCCCCCCCCCCCAGGCUUUUCAGAGUUGCAUUUGAGAGUAAUGGCGGAUUUGUGGGGGUUCUUUGCUUCCAGCUGUUUCAGACGCCAUUUUUUUCAGAAAAAUUGAAUCUUUUUGAGAGAUUUAUCUGUUUGAAGUUUUUUUUUUUUUUUUUAAUGGCGGAUGGUGGGAAAGUUCGAGUAGUUCGUUGCCCUAAGUGCGAGAAGCUUCUUCCAGAGCCCCCAAAUACUCCUGUCUAUCGAUGCGGUGGAUGCAAUGCUACUCUUCUAGCGAAAAACCAAUUAUAUGUAAGAUCAGAUGUUUCCUCGGAAAAAUCUGAUGAAGAAAAGGUUAGAGUCAGCGAGAAUUCUGAGAAAUUUUCUGAAAAAAGGGGAAUUGGUUCGAAUGAAAUGUCGGAGACGGAUCAAGAGAGUGAUGGGGUUGAAUUCAGGCGAAAAGAUAGGGUCUUGCCAGAAAGAACUGCUGAUGCACAUAGCAGUUCAUCAUCUAUAAGUGAAAAUAAGGAGUUUCUAAAUGAUUCCAAUGGUAUCGGUGGUCUCGAAUCCAAACCUUCUAGUUAUGAUCGAGGUAGAUAUCGGCGUCCCUCCAAAGCUCCCAUGGAGAACUGGGCCAUCCGGGGCGAUCUCGGAUUGAAUUCGGAUGGAUUGAUGGCAAAAUACGCAGAAGAGAAUGUAGUCCCCAAAGCCCAGAUUGAAGAUACAACUGGGUUUCGGAGAUUUCGCCAGAUUGAAGAUACAACCGGGGUGCCUUGGAGAAUGCCUAGAGCUGUUGCAGAAGGUGUGAGGUUUUCUCCCUAUUCUGAUGAAGGUGCGUCAAACUACCACCUCGAUUCUGCCUACCGGUACGGCGAUCAGAUCAAGAAUCAGAGCCACCUGGAUGGGUCAGAUAAGGUCAAGUCUCUUGAGCAAGACCGAGCAGAGAUUCUGAGACAGCUCGAUGAGCUGAGGGAUCGGCUUACUCGAUCAUCUGAUGCAUCAGACCAACCGAAGGAACGGUUUCUUCCUAGUAAUAGAAGGAUAGUUCCUCCAAAUCCUUAUAAUGGUUCUGAUACGUGGUCUAUGGAAGGUUCGUCCCAGGCAAGUAGGGGUAACCAUAUCCGGAGACUGCCACGCUUCAACCAUGAUCCUGUUCCUUUGAUGAAUCAAAGCGAUCUGCAUGUACAGAAAUUCUAUUCUCAGAUGCAUGCCCCGAAUGAGAUUCUGGGAUAUGGGCAGCCGCUUGGGCCUCGAAUGCCCAGAAGAGAUUUCCACCAAGCCUAUCACUACCCACAUAGACCAGUGAACGAUUACCUUGCUGGACAAUAUAUGGACAUUGGCCCCGAUCCCACCAUUCCAUACCCUCAGAAUGCCUUUUAUGACGAACCCCCUUGCUCAUGUUUGCAUUGCUACAACAGACAGUGGCCAGUGGCUGCACAGGUUCCUCCUGCUAUUUUGCGCAAUCAGCGGUUACCAAAUGCUGCAAACAGUGACAUGUUGUAUCAUCUUGAUGGCCAUGGUCCACCUGGUCUGGGGGAUUAUGAUCUUCGAGGUGCCAAUGCUCAGCUUUGUUCCCGUGAACCACAGCCCGGUGCAAGAAUGCCAAUUAAUCUCGAGUCGGAUAUGGGUGGUUUUAGGAGGCCACACCUUGAUGGUCAUGGUCGACCCGGUUUGGGGGAUUAUAACCUUCGAGGUGCCAAUGCAUGUCUCUAUUCCCGGGAACCGCAGCCCCAUGCAAGAAUGCCGAGUGAUCUCGUGUCGGGAAUGGGUGGUUUUAAGAGGCCACAUCCACAGCGGACUGUGAUCACAGAGGGAAAGGAGCGUAGUUGCCAACCAUUGGCCGGUGGUGCUCCUUUUGUCACAUGCUGUAAUUGCUUCGAAUUGCUGCAACUUCCUAAAAAACUUUUGUCAAUAGAUAAGAAUCAGGGUAAGCUGCGUUGUGGGACAUGCUCUAAGGUGAUUUCAUAUAAUCUUGAAGGAAAAAGGCUUAUUUUUUCCAUGCCUUCACCAACCCAGACCCUACCCGUGGAUAACAAUAAGCCUUCCCUAACCCAACGUCUAGAAGUGGAGGCCAAUACUUUUUCUCGUGAUAUGAUGAAAGAAGGUUUAAGCUCAGAUGGGAAAAAUGCUGAAAGGAUGAUAGAUUGUUCUUCUGAUAACUCGAGUAAUAUCAUCCAAUCUUCAGGCACCAAGGCUGUUUUGUCUCCUCCUUUCUCUUUGGUUGGUGAUGGUGCAACAGGAAUGGACCGCUUGCUGAAGUUGGGCAAGUCUGAAAAAAUGCAAGAGCUUUCUUCGUCAUCCAGUUCCUCAGAGCAUGAGGAAAGCCCUGACAGCAUGGUUACUCCAAGAGAUGUGCCCAACUCCGCAGAGCUACCAUUGAAGGUGGAGAAGGCUUCAUCAGUUCCAGGAUCUCCUCUUCGGGAGCCUUUUGAAUACUCUCCUACAAAUCCAUUAGUGAGCAGGUCGGGGAAGGGAAGCAGGAGCCAACGCUCUGAUAAGGAGAAGAUAUUUCCUAAAAAGGCCAUUUCCAGACAGAGCACUGUUAAAGAUGCAUCUGCAGCAACUGAGACAGACUGUUCAUUCAAUGAGUUCACAAAUUCUGGUAUAUCUCAAGAUUCUGAAGAGGUUAGCAAGGAAGAAGUUCGGCCUUGGUUCAGCAAGGGUGGUGAAUCAUUUUUUGCUGGGCUCAUCAAGAAGAGCUUCAGAGAUUUUGGAAGACCUAAUCAAGCAUUGGAGAGUGGAAAACCCUGUGUCUCAGUUAAUGGUCAACCUAUACCAGAUCAUUUGGUUAAGAAGGCUGAAAAGCAAGCAGGACCAAUCCAACCUGGGCAGUAUUGGUAUGAUCGCUGUGCUGGAUUCUGGGGUGUUAUGGGCUGGCCCUGUAUUGGCAUAAUUCCUCCAUUUAUUGAGGAAUUUGAUCACCCUAUUCCCAAGAACUGUGCUGGUGGAAACACUGGUGUUUUCGUAAAUGGAAGAGAGCUUCAUCAGAAAGAUUUGGAUUUACUUUCUAGCAGGGGACUCCCAACCUCCAGAAAUAAAUCUUACGUCGUUGAGAUUUCUGGGAGGGUUUUUGAUGAGGCCACCGGUGACGAGCUAGAGAGUCUUGGCAAACUUGCCCCAACGGUACAAAAGGUGAAGCAUGGGUUCGGCAUGAGGGUUCCAAGAUCGAUGCAAUAGAUGAAUAUCUUUAUGGGUGACAUAGAUGCCAUUUAAAACAUCUCCUAAGGCUUCAACUUUAACAGAACACAGGACGACUCCUAGCUGCAAAUUCUCUAAGAUGGAAGAGGAUACUUCUUCGAAUCUUCUCUGAGAGGUACUCUCAUUGCUGUAAAAUCUCUUCAAGGGAUCUCUGAAAAAUGCAAGGUUGUCUCAAUCCUCGUAAGCUUUUCUCCUAUGUAGUUUUGCACUGGAUUUAUUGAAGUAAUUUCAGUGUGAGAACGCAAGGCCGAAAACCAUUUGCUGCUUCGGGUGGGAUUCGGAAUACUUGCAUCUCUGUCUGUAACUAUGUAAAGUUUCCUCGGUUAUAUGUAUCGCCAUUAUUUGUGUAUUCUGCAGAAACGCCUGCUUGGAGACAAGCCAGGAAAUGAUCAGUGGUGUCCAUAUGGUUCAUCUAAAUGAUGAACGUGAUUUUACAAAAUUCAUCAUAUGAUGGGUAGUGAUAUCUUCUUGAGUA